AUGUGUGGAAUCUUCGCGUGCCACCAUCACCCUGAUGUGCAAAAGUUCAAGCCUACGGCUUUGCGCAUGGCCAAGGCUGUGCGCCACCGUGGUCCCGAUUGGAACUCCGGUGCUCAGCCCCUGGUCAACGACGAUGCUUCCCUCGCCCUUGCCGUCAACGGCGAGAUCUACAACCACCGUAUCCUGCGCAAGAACCUGAAGACCAAAUACAACUUCAAGACUCACUCCGAUUGCGAGGUUGUCAUUCCCUUGUAUAUGGAGCACGGCCUUGAUGCCCCCAAGCACCUCGAUGGCAUGUUCUCCUGGGUUCUCUGGGACAAGAAGCAGGACCGUGUUGUUGCUGCCCGUGAUCCCAUCGGUAUCACCAGCUUCUACCUCGGCCGCUCUUCCACUACCCCCGGCGCCGUCUACUUCGCCUCCGAGCUCAAGUCUCUGCACCCCGUUUGCGACAACAUCAUUGCCUUUCCUCCCGGCCAUGUCUACGACUCCAAGUCUGACACUCUGACUCGCUACUUCGAGCCUACAUGGUGGGACCCCACCAACGUCCCCUCGACCCCCGUCGACUACAAGGUCCUCCGUCACAGCCUCGAGAAGGCCGUCCGCAAGCGUCUGAUGGCUGAGGUUCCCUACGGUGUCCUUUUGUCCGGUGGUCUGGACUCCAGUCUGGUCGCCUCUAUUGCUCAGCGUGAAACUCUCCGCAUGCAGGAGGCUACCCGCAAGGCCAGCAAGGCCGAGCUUGCUGCCUCCUCCGAGCUGGUCGGUAUUGAUGACGAGAACGAGCUGUCCACCGUCACCACCUUCCAGCAGCUGCACUCUUUCUCCAUUGGUCUGCCCGGUGCCCCUGACACCGCUGCUGCUCUGGACGUCGCCAAGUUCCUGGGCACCAAGCACCACGCUUUCACCUUUACCGUUGAGGACGGCCUGAACGCCCUUUCCGAUGUCAUCUACCACCUGGAGACCUACGAUGUGACUACCAUCCGUGCCUCCACCCCCAUGUACCUGCUGUCCCGCAAGAUUAAGGCUAUGGGUGUCAAGAUGGUUCUGUCCGGUGAGGGCAGUGACGAGAUCUUCGGUGGCUACCUGUACUUCCACGCCGCCCCCAACCGCGAAGAGUUCCACAAGGAGACCGUCCGCCGUGUGAAGAACCUGCACCUGGCUGACUGCCUGCGUGCCAACAAGUCCACCUCCGCCUGGGGUCUUGAGGCUCGUGUGCCCUUCCUGGACAAGGAGUUCCUCGAGACCGCCAUGGGUGUCGACCCCGCGGAGAAGAUGAUCAACAAGGAGCGCAUUGAGAAGUACAUCAUCCGCAAGGCCUUCGACACCAGCGACGAGCCCGAUGUCGAGCCCUACCUUCCCGAGAAGAUCCUGUGGCGCCAGAAGGAGCAGUUCUCCGACGGUGUCGGCUACAGCUGGAUCGACGGUCUGAAGGAUGCUGCCGAGCUCCACGUUACCGAUGAGAUGAUGAAGAACCCCAAACCCGAGUGGGGCACCGAUAUUCCCGACACCAAGGAAGCCUACUGGUACCGCACAAUGUUCGACGAGCACUUCCCCCCGUACUGUGCUGGUACUGUCGAGCGCUGGACCCCGACCUGGUCUAAGCAGACCGAUCCCUCUGGCCGUGCGAUUGCAACCCACAACGCCAAGUAUGACCACGUUGAGUAA
Messenger RNA from Penicillium argentinense, 1662 nucleotides. RefSeq names its product asparagine synthetase B. Gene Ontology annotation, cellular component: cytosol. The record is from RefSeq and is a predicted model, not a curated record. The coding region runs from base 1 to 1662 and encodes 553 amino acids. Gene Ontology annotation, molecular function: asparagine synthase (glutamine-hydrolyzing) activity. The transcript is spliced from 6 exons. NCBI's taxonomy places the organism in Eukaryota, Fungi, Ascomycota, Eurotiomycetes, Eurotiales, Aspergillaceae.